Mesorhabditis belari is the source of this 915-nucleotide messenger RNA. NCBI's taxonomy places the organism in Eukaryota, Metazoa, Nematoda, Chromadorea, Rhabditida, Rhabditidae. The record is from the annotation of a GenBank genome assembly.
AUGGUGCUUUCCUGCCUGCCGUGUUGCUCGAAAGGCGACGAAACGGAGGACAGAGAGAAUCUCAUUGAAAAUGAACCAAACGAUGAUCUCAAACCAAAAAAGCGAGCUUCACUCCGGGAAUUUUAUCAUUUCGCUUCAUGGCUCGACAUAUUCUUGACAAUUUUUGGUAUUUGUUUAUCGCUAUGCUCGGGAAUGGGAUACCCUUUGAUGUCGACAGUGCUCGGAAGGAUCUCACAAGCAAUGAUCAACUAUGAUUUUAUAAGAAAAAAUGAAACAAUUGGCCCGGAAGAUCUGCAAGAAGCAAAGGAAAUUCUCAAUGUGAAGAUCUCGGCGUGCUGCUGGGAUUUCGCGUAUAUCGCCGGCGCGUGGAUGAUAUUAUCGUUCUUUCAGUGCAACUUUAGUGACGGUGAUGUGACGAAAUCGGCGGCGGCUAUCGACUCGUUUGAGGAUUUGGUGAAACGAGGAACAGAAGGAAUUGGCGUCGAUUUGAUGAUGACCGAUGGAGGAUUUUGUGUUGCUCGGCGAAAGAAUAUACAGGAAAUCUCUCGGAACGAAUCUACUUGUGCCAAUUGCUCGUCUCGUUGUGCAUCGUACCCCGAUGAUAUCAGCAAGCUAUCCGAGCAUCUAAAUCCAAUCACCGCGGAAUUUAUUCACGACGAAGUGAAUAAUGCCUAUUUCAAGUUCAACAACUUCGAGUUUGAAAGGUUUGAUGACAACUUCAUUGCGGACAGUUGGAAAAAUGAUAAAUUUCGGCAAAAGUCUGUAACUUAUACACUCCGGUUGCCUUACAAAAACGUGAGACGGAUAGAUUUGGAAGCGAUCGACUAUGUGAAACAUGAUAGAGAUAACUACAUUCAAAUAUUAAAGCAGGCUGCUAAAGAUGAUCAAGAUGAUCUGUUUAAAUUGCGCGAUAUU